This is a messenger RNA of Schistosoma spindalis, 5149 nucleotides long. Lineage: Eukaryota; Metazoa; Platyhelminthes; Trematoda; Strigeidida; Schistosomatidae. The record is from the annotation of a GenBank genome assembly.
UUUGAAAUUUUCGAAGGUCGGUGUGUUAGCGGGCUUUCCGGAUGGCAGUCACAUCGCGUGAUAAUGAGUAGUGUACAGUUGAAGAACGUGGACAAGGUACUUGAAGUGUCAUACACUCCUAUACACUCUAGAGGAUGUAAUUCUGGCUAUGAGGAGCAAACGAAGGAUUCGCGUCUCAUAUUAUCAUCAGCUAAGAAAAGACUGUCUAGUAAAUCAAACUCAGAAACCGGAAGCUUCGACUCAGCAUCAUAUACUGGAUCUAGUUCCGAUGAUGAUGAUGAAGAAAGUCAACAACGUGAAAAUCCAAAGGAACGUUAUUUGAAACCUGGACUUAGAGCUGUAAACUCUAGAGGAUUUAAUGAUUUCUGUGUUCAAAAAAUCCGUCAAGCUUCUUUUGGACGUAGAGAAAUUGAAAUAGCUGAACAAGAAAUGCCUGGUUUGAUGGCAUUAAGAAAGCGUGCUAAAACUGAUCAGCCAUUAAAAGGAGCCAAAAUUCUCGGUUGUACACAUGUGACCGCGCAUACAGCUGUACUACUUGAAACAAUGGUAUGUCUUGGCGCCCAAGUUCGAUGGUGUGCUUGUAACAUAUAUUCAACACAGAAUGAAGUAGCAGCAGCGUUAGCUGAGUCGGGUGUUCCUAUUUAUGCAUGGAAAGGCGAAACUGAAGAGGAUUUCUGGUGGUGUAUUAAUCGUUGUAUAUCUGCUGAAGGUUGGACACCCAAUGUAGUUUUAGAUGAUGGUGGGGACUUAACUCAUCAGCUGCAUAAAAAUUACAAGGAAUUACUGUCUGGUAUAUGUGGAAUAGUUGAAGAAAGUGUGACAGGUGUUCAUCGUCUUUAUCAGUACGUGAAAUCUGGCACAUUGGGAGUGCCGGCUAUGAAUAUUAGCGAUAGUAUAACAAAGUCAAAAUUCGAUAAUUUCUAUUUAUGCAAAGAAUCAAUUGUUGAUUCUCUUAAACGAACUACAGAUAUGAUGAUCAGUGGUAAGACUGUAUUAGUAUGCGGUUAUGGUGAAGUUGGGAAAGGUGUUUGUCAAGCGUUAAGAGGAUUAGGAGCUUUCGUUUGUAUUUCGGAAAUAGAUCCAAUCUGUGCUCUUCAAGCUUGCAUGGAUGGUUAUCGUGUUGUAAAAAUCGACGAGGUUAUACGUUCAGUGGAUAUUGUCGUUACUUGCACUGGAAAUAAAGGUGUCAUUACUCGGUCCCAUAUGGAUCAAAUGAAAAAUGGUUGUGUCGUAUGCAAUAUGGGUCAUUCUAACACCGAAAUCGAUGUUCGAUCUCUUCAAACACCUGAUUUAACAUGGGAGCGUGUUCGAUCACAAGUGGAUCAUGUUAUUUGGAUGGAUGGUAAACGUAUUGUUCUUAUAGCUGAGGGUCGUUUGGCGAAUUUAAGCUGUUCAACUGUUCCAUCGAUUGUUGUCUCUGUUAGCGCCAGUACUCAAGUUAGUUUGUGAUACAUUGAGUUCAUUAUUUUGGAUAAUUGUUCUCUAACUUUAUUACCAUAUGUUCAGUAUCAUUUGAUUGAAGUUACCAAACUACUCAGUAUUGUUAGCUUAAGUGAUAAGGUGAUUUGUACCUGGUAAUUGUACUGUAUAAAUAAUUUCACAUGUUUUUUUCAUGGUAAAAACAUUUAAUACAUACAAGUAUUCUUAUCCUAAUGAUCCGAUUUUAAACUAUAUGUUCUUGUCACUAUAAGAACUUGAAAAUGAACAUUUAAUUGUUAGAUAAAUCUAAACAAAAUGAUAGUCAUUAGAUUUUCAUGGCUUAUUUAAUUCAUUUUGAUAUUUUAACUUUAUUUGAUUAGCUUUUCUUACUAGAGUCGAAGUUACCUGGAAACAUGAGUUUUCAUACUUCACACAGUGAAACUGAUCUAUCUAGUUUAGUAAGCAAACAAUCAUAAAUUAUCGCUUGUUACUGAAUGAUAUGUACUCCACACGUCCAUAUCUUCAAGAGCCUCUUUUUAAUUAUCUAUAGCAAACUAGUAUGAGCACUUUGUUCUGAUUUUUGUAAUCUUAAUUUUGAUGAUUGACAUUCUGUGCUGGAAAAGAACAUUUCAUCGUAUAACAAACUUUUUUGUCAGAAUGUAAGUUUACAGUGACUUGUGUAGUCUAAUAUGGAAAUGACCAAUCAGAUUUGAGACAUUCUGUUCAAUUAUAUAACCUGUAAAUGAUGCAGAAUGCUUAUUCCGCAAAGAUUUUUUGGUUCAACUGGCCAAAAAUUUUGGCGAAUAAUAAUAGUAAUAAUAAUAACCGUGUACAAAAAGUAAUUCAUUAUAGAUUCGUGAAUAUCAUUUUCGACAAUAUAUUUACCACUUAUAUCAUAGUAAGAAAUGAUUUAAAUUAUCUUUUUGUUAACGAUCUUAAAAUGAAUUUCGAUCCGUCGGUUGGUAUCCUAGAUUUCACUGCUAGUCACGAUCUCUCUGUUCUAUGAAUAUACUUUAAUACAUAGGACAUUUAUUGUAUUAUUGUAUCAAUUAAUUCGAAAAAGUACUAGUUAUCUGGCAGCGUUUAAUACUUAUUCAAAAAUUUGAAUUCAUUUCUUUGUGUGUGUGUGUGUGUGUGUGUAAGUGUAACAAAUCUUAUAUUCACAUAUGCCCAUAUCAAGAAAAACAAACAAACAUCAAACUUAUGACCCAAAUAAAAUUAGUCAUAGUUUUAAUACUUAUGAAUUCAUGUAGUAAGUUUUACAUGAUUUCUAACGAAAUUUUACAAGAAAAAAGAAAUACACAAUGUAAAUUAAUAUUUCAACAAUACUAUCAUGUAAAUAUUGUAUAAUAGAAACAAUAUUAUGCAUGUUUAAUUUGUGAUUUUAUCUGCUGUAUGUACUGAAUGUAAAUCAACCAUUUAUGCUAUUCUAUUCUGUUUAUUUAUUCAAGGAUAAGAUAAGGGAAUGAAGUGCAUAUCUUUUAUUAUUAUAUUAUGUAUUUAUUAUAAGUUUUUUGUUCUGUUAUGCAAAUUUCACUUUAUUUGAAUAAUUCCACUGUUUUUUGUAAAAAAUUCAAUAGUGAUCCAGUAGGUUAAGUGUUUGCGCAUGAGACUGAAGGCCCUGGGUUCGAAUCCCGCGAGCGGGAUCGUGGAUACGCACUGCUGAAGAGUCACACAACAGGACGAAACGGCCUUCCAGUGCUUCCAGGUUUCCAACGGUGGUCUAAUAUCAAUCGGUUCAUGAUCUCAACCAAAAACUUAAAAUUAUAUGUUUGAUCAUAAAAUUUGUAAAAUUAAACAAAACAUAUGUUUUCUUCUUUUUGAGAAAAAUAUUUGAAAUUCAUUUACUCUAUUGAUUUGUAUAAUUUUUAUUCAGAUAUUAGCUUUGAUUGAAUUGUACAAUGCUCCUGCUGGUCGUUAUAAAAAUGAUGUAUAUUUAUUACCGAAAAAAAUGGAUGAAUAUGUGGCAACAUUGCAUCUUCCAUUGUUCAACGGCCGAAUAACUGAACUCACUGAUGAACAAGCUCGAUAUUUAGGUGUAAAUAAAACAGGACCAUUUAAACCGAGUAACUACAAGUACUAAACUUGUCCUCAUUCUUUGUUUCUCCUCAUACACUGACUGCUGUUACAUUUAUUGGAAAAUGUCUUCCUGUUUAACAUGUAUACGAUGUAUCCAUUUGAUUUUCGUAGAAAGUAUGGUAGAAUAUUACAUCUAGUGUACUCUGAAUAAAUACGUUGAAGUAUAAAUUUCUCAUCCUCUUACUCUGUUUAUUCUUAUAACUUUCAGUUACAUUCCAAUAACUAUUGUGUAAAAGAGUUGCUUUGUACUAAUCUAGUAUAUUUUCAUGUUUCAUCGUUAACUUAACUUAUGUCUUUCCUUGUUAAUCUUGUUUAUAGAUUUAGCGUUAAAAAAGAUAAUUUUUGAUUUUGAUUAUAUAUAUCAGUUUGAUUCACCCUCACGAUAAUACUAUUCUCUGCCUCAUAAAUACACUGGUACAUCAAUGUUAUCGAUAUGCUAAUUAGCCUAGGGUUUUCUUCAAGUAAUACUUUGUGAUGACGCUGUUAUUUUUCCUCAUACUGAUUUCUAUGUCAUUAUGGCGUCCUGUAUCCUUGUUAGGGAAUCCUGUUGAAUCUAUCGGAAUAUUACGUAAUUAGUCGUGUUUUAACUAGUUUCUCUUAAUCGGACAAGCAAUAAUAAUUCAUCGUAAUUCUAAUUGAUUUGUCUUUACCAUGUAUUAUUUUUGUAUUUUUUUUCGUAAUUCCCCCUCUUGCAAUUCUAUUUAACCAUUUACUUUCCUCAUUUAUAACAUACACCGUUCUGUUUGACAUUGUGUAGAAUACAAACAGAUAGUUAUUUAUAGUCUGUAUGUAUCGUCUAUAUGAUACUUGCACUGUUUUCUUUUAUUGAAUAUGGUAUGAUUCCACGCACAUUCGCAUCAAUUUUAUAAUGGCUGUGGUAAGGACUAGAUUCUUUUUGCUUGUAUCCACGUAUUCUUUAGACAUGUUACAAUAAGUGAUUUGACAUUCAGUAGUUUGCAGUGUAGACUAAUACAUCUGAUAUUCAAAUGCUACUUUAUGAGCGGUUAUUUUGGGUAGGCUUUUGCAAAACAAUGUUAAAUAUGUUUGACGAUCUACUGACGUGUCCAUCAUACGUAACACUAAUGAGAGUUUGAUAAAAAGCAUGUGAUAGAACUCUAAAGUUUUUGUCUAUAAACCUGUAUGUAAAAUAAUAGGGAAACAUUCAGUUUUGUGUCUGACGAUCAAUAGAAAUAUCCGAUGUUAGCUUGUACAAUUACUUAAUUGUGUAACUAUGAUAAUGAGUGUGUCAGUCACGCGUCUCUAACAUAAGAUGGGUCAGGACAGUUUAGUUUUAUAAAUUGAUGAUUCAUAUAUGAGAGUAAUGAACAAUCUCACCUCAGUGAGCGUUCCGGAAUCGGAUCAGGUUAAUAGUUUUUAUAGUUACUCACAACUUAUUUGAGUACAUAAAAUUUUUAACGCCUGUUGUAAGUCGGUCGGUGGCCCCAAACUAUGGGGAAACAAUUCAUCUGUUUUAUCCUAAAACGUCUCUAUAUUGUAAUUUAAAGGAAGCGCUGUUAUCUGUCACUAACUUUUUUUAUUCUUUUCACUGUAUACUGUAUAAGCAACGGUUUGAACACCAAUUUGUCAAUAAGCUUUGGAUUAUUUCACUUUCUAAGUUUUAGCCAUGUGAAGGCAAAUAAAUUUUGAUGCG